AUGUACCACACAAAGGAGAAAGUCCAUUACACCUAUGACAUUUGCCACAAGGGUGAUGAGAGUUUCAUCGGAGAAUGGGGUGCCUCGGCACCACUCACAGACAAGGAAAUGUCGAGGAGAAAAACAUACAGCUAUGAACUUUGUAACAAGGACAUCUCACAAAAACAUAAUCUGCUGAAGAACAUGAGAGUGCAUACAAAGAGGAAGUCAUAUACCUGUGACACUUGCAGUAAGACAUUUUCUAAGAGUAGUUAUCUUGUAACGCACAUUGGAGUACAUACAAAAGAGAAGCCCAUACAACUAUCUAAUCUAGUAAGUCCAUGUGAGAAGAACAUACAGGGAGCUAGAAGCCAUACAGCUGUGAGAUUUGCAACAAGGCCUUCUCACAUAAACAGUAGUCUAGUGAUCCAUAUGAGAGUACAUACAAAUGAGAAGCCAUUACAAAGUGAGAUUUGCAAUAAACCUUCUAUACAAACAAAGGACGUGGAAAUGAGGCUCCAGCUUGUAAGGCACAAUAGAGUACAUUCAGAUGGGAAUCCUUAUGAAUGUGAAAUUUGCAGUAAGGCCUUUUCUGCAAGAGGUAGCCUAGUAGCGCACAUUAGAGUACACACCAAGGAGAAUCCAUACAGUUGUGAAAUUUGUAACAAGGACUUCACAGAAAAAUCUAAAUUAACAAGGUAUAUGAGAAGAAGUCAUGUAGUAAGACAUAUGAAAGUACAUACAAAAGAGAAGCCAUACAGCUAUGAGAUUUGGAGCAAGGCUUCCUCAUAA
Penaeus monodon (black tiger shrimp) is the source of this 771-nucleotide messenger RNA. RefSeq names its product zinc finger protein 271-like. The transcript has 6 exons. Gene Ontology annotation, biological process: regulation of transcription by RNA polymerase II. The record is from RefSeq and is a predicted model, not a curated record. Bases 1 to 771 code for a protein of 256 amino acids. Lineage: Eukaryota; Metazoa; Arthropoda; Malacostraca; Decapoda; Penaeidae. Gene Ontology annotation, molecular function: DNA-binding transcription factor activity, RNA polymerase II-specific; RNA polymerase II cis-regulatory region sequence-specific DNA binding.